CACUGAUGUUUGCGGUGUGCUAUCAUAAAACAGUCAUAAAAAUAUAACCUACAAUAUUAUAAAUGUGUUAACAGUAAUUCAUACACUUUUUGCAAUUGCUUGUGAUGAUUACCAAAAAAUCUCGUAAGCAACUUCGUAAAGAAGAAAGAAAGCAGAAGAAGGCCCGCAAAAACGACUUUUUUGCUAACAAGAAUAAGGGCAAUUUUGUGAACGCUUCUGUCCAAAAAACUACCAAUGUUGAUAAACAAAAACUCAAAAAAUCUUCUAAAAAAUCUAAUAUUUCUAGUGAAUCGGAUCGUGUUAAGCAAGAAAAGUUGGCUGAAGAUGUUGGACGAUCUUUGAAGAAAGAGAAACGAGAACAAAAUAAAUUAGAGAAGCAAAUGAAAAAACAGAGAACUGAAGUUCUUAAAAAGGCAAAUUUAGAAGAAGAUCGCACCAUAAAACAACUUGAAAAACAACUUAAACUUAACAAAAGGAAAUCAAAAUCUGUUCCCAAAUCUUUUGUGGAUGAUGGUUUAGAUUAUUUACUGGAAGUUUGUGAUUCUGAAAAUCUAGCAGGAAUUGCUGCUGCUGAACAACAGUUCAUGGAAGCUGAUAGCGAUUUUGAAGAAGAUUUUACGUUAAUGAGUGGAAAUGAUUUAAAGUUGAAGUCCAAAAGAAAAAUAAAAGAUAAAGAAGUGCAGAAAUAUUCUAGUGAACCUGACAGCAGUUUAUUUGAUACAACCCAAAAGGAGGACGACUUCUUUGUAAGAAAGAAAAAAAAAAUACAAAAAGACUUUGAUGAGGAAUUACUAAAUGAAAAUAAAGAGGAAGAAGUUAGUAAAGAUUUGAAUGAAGAACAAGAUGGGCAUAUUAGUUUCGAUGCUUCUGACACUGAUUCAAAUUCAGAAUUCAAUAAUAAAUUAUAUAAGGGAAAAAAUAAAAAACAGUUGAUGUUGAAAGAUGACAAUUCAUCUGAAAAUGAUACAUCUGAAGAAGAACUGUGUGAAAAUGGUGAAGAUAGUGUCAGUGAUAAAGAACCAGAAGUAAAUUAUGAAGAUAAUAUUGAAGAGAUAGAAUCUAAAGAAAAGCAAGAAGUUUGGGAAGACAUAUAUGGCCGUUUAAGGGGAAAAAAUGGUUCUAUUGUACAGAACAACGAAAGAAAGUACAUUCCACCGGCAGUAAGGGCCAAAUUAGAAGCUGAUGCAACUGGAGGUAAAAAUCAAGAAAAACUAAACAGGCUAAAACGUGAACUCAAAGGACUUAUUAACAGACUGGCAGAAGCAAAUAUGCAUAAAAUAGCUGUUAAAAUUGAGCAACUUUAUAUGGCGAAUAGUAGAAAUGAUAUGAAUCAUACUUUAACUAAUUUAAUAUUUGAAGCAUUAUUAUCGCCAGUAUUGACCCCAGAACGAUUUGUUAUCGAACAUAUAAUGUUAAUAACCAUUUUACAUGCCAACAUCGGUGUUGAAGUGGGUAAGUUAUCCAUUAUUUAUGCAUGACAUUGAAUAAUAGAUUACAGAAAAUUAAAUAAAAGGAAGUAUGAAUAUAGACUCGUACUAGUACAUUUCUUUUUUUUUUAAUUGUAAACUCAUUAAACGUACUAUUUACACAAAAAAUAAUAACCUUCCAUUUUAAAGAAACAUUAUUCACUUUGGAAGUGGAUUGUUUGCACGUAAAAUUACAGAUUUCUGUUAUUGCUACAAUAGUCUAGCCGACACACUCGGAAGAAAGUCACGGAGAUAGCCGAACGUCGAAUGAAAAUGUAGGACAUUACCUAUAUAGCAAAAACAGUUAAAAUAAAAAAAAAUUCUAGGGCAGCCAAAACCUUACUAAAUCCAUCAAUACUAUGUGUACAUCGUAUCUGCAUACGUAUGCCCCCCUUUUGUAACAUAAUUUUGUGUUCGGCUGCAUUCGUCACGCCGUUAGAUAUAACAGCUAGACUCUCGUAAAGUAACCACAAAAAAAUUGUUCUCUCAGCCAAAACUAGUGCAUCUCUAAAAUAUGUAUGCCUGUUUGUUUAUAUUGCUAAUUACAGGUGUUUAUUUUGUUGAUUGUAAAUGACUAUUGUAUAUUAAACAACUUUUGUUACCGUAAACAAAUCGAUAG
Agrilus planipennis (emerald ash borer) is the source of this 2085-nucleotide messenger RNA. RefSeq names its product nucleolar MIF4G domain-containing protein 1 homolog. The transcript has 5 exons. The record is from RefSeq and is a predicted model, not a curated record. Lineage: Eukaryota; Metazoa; Arthropoda; Insecta; Coleoptera; Buprestidae. The coding region runs from base 105 to 1478 and encodes 457 amino acids. Gene Ontology annotation, cellular component: nucleolus. Gene Ontology annotation, molecular function: RNA binding. Gene Ontology annotation, biological process: ribosomal small subunit biogenesis.